Messenger RNA from Rhodamnia argentea, 2926 nucleotides. RefSeq lists its product as uncharacterized. The coding region runs from base 279 to 2732 and encodes 817 amino acids. Lineage: Eukaryota; Viridiplantae; Streptophyta; Magnoliopsida; Myrtales; Myrtaceae. Gene Ontology annotation, biological process: activation of GTPase activity. The transcript has 6 exons. Gene Ontology annotation, molecular function: GTPase activator activity. The record is from RefSeq and is a predicted model, not a curated record.
AUUUCUCCUCCACAAGACUUUUCCCAGAUUUAUUUUCUUUCUUCCCUUUUGGUCCAACUCGUUAUUUUUGUGUUGGCUCCUUCCAAUUUCACCUUUACACAAGUUCCCUCAUCCGCAAACUUUCCUCUCUCCCCCUCUGGCGACCCUUUUGGUGUUUCUGCGAAAUCACUUAUCUUUCGCUCGAUAAUUCUUUCGUAAUUGGACAAAUUGCCGAUUCUUUUGAUAAAGUCGGGAAAUUUUUCUCUGGGUUUGAUAGACUCUUGGGUGUUCCAAGAAGCAUGUCGGAACCGACAUCGAGGUCGGAGAGUGAGGGAUCGUCGGCUCGUCGUCGUUUUGAGGGUUUAAGAGGGGUCCAAUGGCGUUUGGAUCUCGGGGUUUUACCUGCUGCUCCGUCUUCCUCGAUCGAUGAUCUUCGCCGUGCCACCGCCGAUACUAGGCGACGAUAUGCAAGUUUGCGGAGGCGCCUUCUGGUGGAUCCACAUAUUUCAAAGGAUGGAAGUAAUUCACCUGAUCUUGCACUGGACAAUCCAUUGUCGCAAAACCCAGACAGCAGCUGGGGUCGCUUCUUUCGGAAUGCUGAGCUGGAGAAGAUGGUCGAUCAGGAUUUAUUACGCUUAUACCCUGAAGAUGGGAGUUACUUUCAGACACCGGGAUGCCAAGGCAUGCUAAGAAGGAUACUAUUGUUGUGGUGCCUUAGACAUCCAGAAUAUGGUUACAGACAGGGUAUGCAUGAGCUCUUGGCGCCAUUGGUGUAUGUUCUCCAUGUUGACCUUGAACGGCUCUCUCAAGUGAGAGAGCUUUAUGAAGAGCACUUCACUGACAAGUUUGAUGAGUUAUCAUUUCAUGACAAUGAUCUUACAUAUAAUUUUGAUUUCAAAAAGUUCUCCGAUACUCUGGAGAAUGGAAAUUUCCAAGGAAAUGCAUCCAAGGUGAGGAGUAUCACUGAGCUUGAUCCCGAGAUACAGAAGAUAAUAUUGUUAAGUGAUGCCUACGGUGCUGAAGGUGAAUUGGGUAUUGUAUUAUCCGAAAAGUUUAUGGAACAUGAUGCCUACUGCAUGUUUGAUGCAUUGAUGAGUGGGGUCGAUGGGUCUGUAGCGAUGGCAGACUUCUUUGCACACUCAACUGCAUGUGGGUCUAAUGCUGGCCUGCCUCCUGUAAUCGAGGCAUCCGCUGCACUGUACCAUCUGCUAUCUGCCGUUGAUUCAUCUUUACAUAGUCACCUCAUUGAGCUGGGGGUUGAGCCACAAUACUUUGCACUUCGCUGGCUACGUGUUUUAUUUGGUCGUGAGUUCGCACUUAAAGACCUUUUGGCAAUCUGGGAUGAGAUUUUUGCACAAGACAAUAGAAAAAUGGACAUAACUACGGAAGAUGAUGAAGGAUCUAGCUUCAGAAUUCUCAGCUCAUCACGAGGAGUUUUUAUUGCUGGUAUUGCUGUUUCUAUGAUACUUCACUUGAGAUCUUCCCUGCUUGCUGCUGAGAAUGCUACUUCCUGUCUCCAGAGAUUGCUGAGCUUCCCUCAGAAUGUCGAUCUAGCGAAUCUAAUAGAGAAGGCGAGGUCAUUGCAGGUGCUCGCACUGGAAGUUAAUACUUCUACCACUUCUUCGUCCAGUGGGGCUUUUGUCCAAAGUAAGCGAAUGGUAAGUAGAGGCCAUAGCCUGUCAUCGGACUCUAUAUCUCCUAAAACUCCAUUCAAUUUGGUACCUGAUAGCUACUGGGAAGAGAUGUGGAGGAAUCUGCAUAAAGAAGAAGAACUUAAACGGGGUAGUUUACAGAAACAAGUUUCGACCAGGAAAAAGGGUUGGUCUGAGAAAGUAAAAUUGAGUCUUUCCAGAACUGAGUCUGAUCCAUCUCCAGCUAAGGCUGAGAACAUCAAAAAGGUUACUAGGACAUCUGUAAGGCGUAAUUUGUUGGAAGAUUUGUCUCAGCAGCUUGGCUCUGAUGAAGGUGCUGAGGCGACGAGCAGCCAUCAGAAUGGAGGCCAGAAGCAUCAAUACUCUGUUAAAGAUAAUUUGGCUAGAUCAGAAGUCCAUAAUGAGUUUAGUUGUGCUGAUGAGGAGAGACGUUUAAGUGCAAAUUGCGGGAGCGAAGAGAAUUCCUCGAUAUUCUCUGACCCAGUUAGUCCUCUUAGUGGUCCUAUUGACCAUGACUCUGAGAAAAGCAGUGUUGUCUCGAACUUAUCCCUUGAUGAAUGUGAAGAUCAACUGCAAAGUACAGGCUGUACAGUGGAGGAUUCACCUCUACCUGUCUCUGAUGUUCCUGACAACACCACUCUAAAAUCUGAACCAAAUAACGACCCAGCAGGAAAAGCUGCAGUAGGCGUGAAGGAACGAAGGCCUCUCUCUGGUAAAUUCCAAUGGCUUUGGAAGUUGGGACGGAAUGCUAGUGCUGAGGAGACAUCUGAUAAAGAAGGAGCUCCUGAGACUUCAAAAUCUACUGAUGCUGAAACCAUACACCACAAUGCAGCAGAAUGUUCUGUAAUUGAUCACAGCAUUCCUUCCGGUGUCAGUAAAGGGGAUUCUAUUGAUGGGAAUGUGAUUGGUACUUUGAGGAAUCUGGGACAGUCUAUGAUCGAACAUAUUCAGGUGAUCGAGUCGGUUUUCCAGCAAGAUCGGGGUCAAGUUGCUUCCCUGGAGAACUACUCGAAGAAUCUAUUAGUUGGCAAAGGGCAGGUGACUGCGAUGACCGCUCUCAAAGAGCUUCGCAAAAUUAGCAGUCUUCUGUCUGAGAUGUGAGGCACCGAAUAAAUGUCACUUGUAUAUAUCUUUUUUGUAAUUAUUAUUUGCUUUAGUGCCUUGACAGGUCAUAUCCUUUGGCUCCUCCGACAUUGCCGGCAAGUAUAUUUUUUCCAAAUCUUGACGAGAGAACUGCAUGUAACUAUAUAUGUCAGCUUAGGAAUUGGAAGUGAGGUGAUGAUGCCUUUCUCUGA